Molecule: messenger RNA, 320 nt
Organism: Priapulus caudatus
Lineage: Eukaryota; Metazoa; Priapulida; Priapulimorpha; Priapulimorphida; Priapulidae
Product: dual specificity tyrosine-phosphorylation-regulated kinase 1A-like
Exons: 2
Biological process (GO): positive regulation of DNA-templated transcription; peptidyl-serine phosphorylation; peptidyl-threonine phosphorylation
Cellular component (GO): nucleus
Molecular function (GO): transcription coactivator activity; protein serine/threonine kinase activity
Source: RefSeq, a predicted model, not a curated record
AUCAGAUGAUGAAGAUCGUGGAGGUUCUCGGCAUGCCCCCGAAACACCUGCUGGACGCCGCGCCAAAGACUCGCAAGUACUUUGAGAAGAUGUCGGAUGGAAGCUUCGUCUGUCGAAAAUCAAAAGACGGCAAGAAGUACAAGGUUGCGGGCUCCCGCAAGCUUCACGACGUGGUUGGCGUGGAGACGGGAGGACCCGGCGGGCGGCGCGCGGGCGAGGCCGGACACUCCGUCUCCGACUACCUCAAGUUCAAGGACUUGAUUCUUCGCAUGCUGGACUUUGAUCCGAAGACGCGGAUAUCUCCGUACUAUGCACUACAG